Messenger RNA from Henningerozyma blattae CBS 6284, 4059 nucleotides. RefSeq names its product DNA-directed DNA polymerase (gene REV3). The record is from RefSeq and is a predicted model, not a curated record. The transcript has a single exon. Gene Ontology annotation, biological process: double-strand break repair via homologous recombination; error-prone translesion synthesis. Gene Ontology annotation, cellular component: zeta DNA polymerase complex; nucleus. Gene Ontology annotation, molecular function: nucleotide binding; DNA binding; DNA-directed DNA polymerase activity. Bases 1 to 4059 code for a protein of 1352 amino acids. Lineage: Eukaryota; Fungi; Ascomycota; Saccharomycetes; Saccharomycetales; Saccharomycetaceae.
AUGAGUCUGAGCCAGUAUUCUACAUUAGUUGAAGAUCAAAUACAUAUUCAAUUAAAUAAUUAUGAUUGGUAUAUGGAUCGUCCCAGUAGACUUGAUGUGAGUCAUGGAGAUAGUUUGCCUAUGAAUAAAUUUGAUCAAAUUCCUAUUAUCAGAGUGUUUGGUAAACUACUAAGUGGUCAUCAGGUAUUAUGCCAUAUCCAUGGAGUCUUUCCCUAUUUCUUUGUCCCUUAUAAUGGAGAAAUAAGUGACUCCUCAGUAGUGAUGAAUCAAAAAUGUGCACAGUUACAUAAAGUAUUAGAAAGACGAAGUCUUAAUGGAAAAAAUGAUUCAAACAAUUUGAAAAAUGUGGCGAAUGUAUCAAUAGUGAAGGCAAUUCGCUUUUACGGGUAUCAUAAAGACUGGGAAUUGUUUUACAAGAUAUCCUUUUUAAACGUUUCUGUGAUGACUCAGGUAUGUGAAUUAUUUCGUGAGGGUAAAAUAUUUAAAAAAUCAGUAGAUACUUUUGAAAGUCAUAUCCCUUAUCUAUUACAAUUCAGUUGUGAUUAUAAUCUAUUUGGAUGUCAUUGGAUGUCAUUAGAAAAAUGUUAUUUCCGUGAUCCUGUUUUAAAUGAUAUCUUAGAUAUAAAUAAUUUAAUGUGGGAUGAUAAAAUCGGUAACUUUUUAAACAAGUUUUGUUCGGAAGAUAUGGUUCUAUCCCGUACUGAGUUUCCUCGAAUGGGUAAUGGGUUAUUAGAGAUAGAUGUGGUGGCCCAACAUAUCCGUAAUAGGGAUGAGCUGGAACUUGUUAAAGAUGGCGGAAUUAGUUCCACAAGAGGAGUAAAACGCGAAGUAGCACGAUUAAGGGAACUGUACGGAUUAGGUAAGUUUGUGGCGCCUAAAGAGCCAUUUCGGAGCAAGAAUGUGUCAGAAAGCGGGGAAGAAAAAACAGGCGAGAAUGUUCUCAGAGAAGUUCGGAGUAUGUUUGGUAAGCGGCUAGACCAGAUCCGGAAACCGAUAAAUGCUAUUGGGGAAUUAUGGCGUAAAGAUUUACCAUUUCAGGAAUCAGCAGGUAAUAGCUUGCCAUUUACAGUAACAGAUACGCCAACGUCUGUGAACGAAAUUGGAAAAACGAAUUUGCAAGGAAAUCAGCAAAAGGAUCAUCAAGAUCUAGUACUUUCGGAAUCUCCUGACAAGCUGCUAACUAAUAACAAAAGAUUAGCAUCUUUGAAUAUUUCCAAUGGAUCUUUUGAUAAUACAAGUGCUUUCAAAUAUAAAAAAUUAAAAAUAGGAUACAAUGAUAUUCUUAAUGAGAUUGAGCAAAUAUAUCAUAAGCCUAAAUACAAGUAUGAUGCUCCGUUUUACUCCAACCCGUUUGAUAAAAAAAAAUCAUUGUAUACUUAUGGAGGUCGUAAAUUUAAUGUAGGGAUCAAACAUCCUUUAUAUAGGCGAACUGUCAAGUAUCAAUCCAAUUCUGUUCGAAUGAAAGAAAAUGCAAGACCUAGAUAUAUCGUUAAAUGGAAAUAUAUACGACGCCCACCUUCAUUUGCUCAAGUUUGGAAAGAUACAAUAACCUUAGCUAAAGAAGAUAUGGAAAGAAAAAAUAAGAUAAAUAAAGAAUAUAAUCGAAGUUUAUGCGAAGAAAAAACAACAACUUCAAGCUUAAUCAAUAAUAAUCCACCAACACAUUUUAGUAUGGAAUGUUUUGCCACUUCUUCAAUUGGUAAAUUAUCUGAUCCGCAGAAAGAUGAAGUAAAGUUUGUGAUAUGGCAAUUAGAUGCAGAUAGUUAUCCUCUAUCACUUGGUACAUGUCAUGAAGGCAUCUUAGUAGUAGGGCAUUCAACAUUAGAGAGGCAAUUGAAAUAUUUCGAUUUAGGUGGAUUACGUGUUGCUGCUUAUGACAGUGAGAAUGAUUUAUUUGAUGCGUUGAUGGAUUUGGUGUUAUUAUUUGAUCCGGAUAUUCUUAGUGGGUAUGAAAUACAGAAUGGAUCAUGGGGAUAUGUUAUGGAACGUUGUAGAGCAAUAUAUAAAUAUGAAUUAGCGGAUGAAUUGUCGAGAAUUAAGGCCAGUUCGAACAAAUAUUUCAAAAGAGAAGGUGAAAUCAAUGUAGUGGGUAGAUAUGUGUUUAAUAUUUGGCGACAUAUGAGACAUGAAAUACGUCUUACAAGUUAUACUGUGGAGAAUGUAGCAUAUGAAGUACUAGGUCAGAGGAUUCCCCGAUAUUCUCAAGAUACGUUAAAUGAGAUGUGGUUUGAUAAGAGUAUUCGUCAAGUGGCUACACUUUUAAAAUAUUGGGUUGUGCGACUGAAAAUUAAUGUUAAAUUAUUGAUACAUUUUCAACUAAUACCAAGAAUCACAGAACAAGCAAGGCUUGUAGGAAUUGAUUUCCGUUCUGUGUAUCAUCGUGGGUCCCAAUAUAAAGUGGAAUCAUUCUUAACACGUAUUACUAAAAAUGAAAAUUUUUUAUUAUUCUCACCUAGUCGUUCUCAAGUACGUGCACAAAAGGCAUUGGAAUGUAUUCCCUUGGUGAUGGAACCUGAAUCAAGUUAUUAUCAAAGUCCGGUACUUGUAUUAGAUUUCCAAUCAUUAUAUCCUUCGAUUAUUUGUGGGUAUAAUUAUUGUUAUUCUACCAUGUUAGAUGAAAAUAAUAGACUAGACGUAAGGUCGAAAAACGUAUCACCCAAUGGAGUAGAAUUUGUAAAUACAACUAUCCGGGAAUCUAUACUUGGUCGAAUGUUACAAGAAUUAUUAGCUUGUCGUGUAAUGGUUAAGAGCACUCGUAAUGAAUUGCGUACGCAUGGUGGUGAAGCAAUCAAUGCAGCUGCACAACUGGAUGGUCAGCAACAAGCACUUAAACUCUUGGCCAAUGUUACUUAUGGGUAUGCUGCAGCCUCCUUUUCAGGUAGAAUGCCUUGUUCUUUGGUGGCUGAUAGUGUAGUAGAGACAGGAAGAGAAGUAUUACGAUCUGCCAUUGCCUUAAUUGGAGAAUCAGAAAAUGUUAAACGUUGGGGGGCGCGUGUGGUUUAUGGUGAUACAGAUUCAUUAUUUGUUCAUUUACCUGGUAAAACUCAUUCUGAUGGGUUCCGAAUUGCUAAAGAGAUUGUUGAUUCCAUUAACGCAUGUAAUCGUGCACCAAUACAAAUUAAAUUAGAAAAAGUGUAUCAACCAAGUCUAUUGUUAGGUAAGAAAAGAUAUGUUGGAUAUGCACAGGAACAUUUAAAUGGGCCCAUUACUUUUGAUGCCAAGGGAAUUGAAACUGUACGUCGUGAUGGAUGUCAUUUACAACAACGUAUUGUGGAACAAUGUUUGCGAAUAUUAUUCGAUUCAAAUGAUCUUUCUAAAGUGAAGGAGUAUUUACGUGAAGAAUUUGAUAGGAUAAGAAAUGGGUUAGUAUCACUUCCUGAGUUUUUCUUUGCACGUGAAGUGCGGUUGGGUCAUUAUCGUAGUAACAAGACAGCACCUGCUGGAGCACAUGUAGCUAUGAGGCAAGCUAAGAAUGAUAAACGUUCUAGACCACAAUAUCGAGAACGUGUUAAAUAUGUGGUAGUUAAGGGAGCUCAUGGAACUACCUUAAGAGACCGUAGUUUAACGCCUUUGGAAUAUUUAGAUGGUAAUUAUGAAUUAGAUUAUGAAUAUUAUGUGGGGAAAUGCUUAAUUCCACCUUUAGAGAGAUUAUUCAAUUGCUUAGGUAUUAGUGUAAAAGGAUGGGAUCUGGAAUUCCGACGAAUUGUGGGGAACACAAAUAAUAUAUUUUUUGAAUCUGCAUUAUGUGUACAUUGUCGUGUACGAUCACGCAAGAAGGAUGUUGAUGGUGUUGGAUGGUCACAAUUCUGUGAUGAAUGUUCACAGGAUCGACAGAAAUUAUGUGUAGAUUUGCUUACUCAGAAACGUAAUUUGGAGACGAAACAUGCAUGUGUUAAUUGGAAGUGUCGCGGUUGUAAUUUUGCUUAUACUGGUGAUAUAUUAGAUGCUGGAGCCGCGGAGAGGUGUAUUUCGGCCGAGUGUCCUAUAUUUUUUGAACGGGUCUCGGCCGAACAGUUAGAAUUGCUUAAUAAAGGGUUAGCUGAGCUUAACGAAUGGUAA